CCCACAGCACCACACUAUUUGUAAAACCUUUUCAUGUGCCGAACCUCCGAUCAGCCCCCUCCUGGAAAUAUACCUCUGAAUCUGAUCAUCCUCACGACAGAGACGAACAGACUGGGAAUGUUUUAUCCCUCCUUCCGUUUCUUUUAUGCUUGAGCUAGUUCUAGAGAACUGGGGGGGGGGGCAAAAGAUGUCCGGGGCACCAAGUCCUUUCGGGCAGUCUUCGUCGACAAGCCCCUUCAGGCAGUCAUCGAGCAGUCCUCUUCUGUCCCAAUCGGUCUUCAGCCAGUCAAGUACUACAAACAAUCCUUUGGCGCCCAAACCCGAACCAUUUGGUAGUACAACGACAACCCCUUUUGGAUGGCCACAAACGGGGCCGUCCAUAUUUGCAGGAACAUCAAAUUGUGUUUUUGGUGCUACUCAAUUUUCAGCACCCGUGUUUGGUGCGUCAUCAUCACCAGCUUUAGUAGCGUCUUCUGCUCCUGCUGUAGGAAGUUCGUCGUCGUCCGCACUUGGAGCGUUUGGUGGCAUAGGGUCUGCAUUUGGUGCAUCAACUUCCUUAGUCUUCGGCCCUAAAGGUGCAUUUGGGGCUUCUAGCACUCCUGCUUUUGCCGCCUCAAGUAGUCCGGCUUCUAGCACUCCUGCAUUUGGUGCAUCAUUCGGCCCUAAAGGCGCAUUUGGGGCUUCUAGCACUCCUGCUUUCGCCGCCUCAAGUAGUCCGGCUUCUAGCACUCCUGCAUUUGGCGCAUCAACUUCCUCAGUCUUCGGCCCUAAUGGCGCAUUUGGGGCUUCUAGCACUCCUGCUUUCGCCGCCUCAAGUAGUCCGGCUUUUGGGGUUUCGAAAACUCCUUUUGGGACUUCCAGCAGCCCUUCCAUCUGCUUUGGUUCAUCUCCAGCAUUUGAACAGUCAGCAUCUGCUUUUAUUAGUAGCAGCCAUUUUGCAGUAUCAUCUCCUAUUGAGGCCCGGAUAGGAAGUCAGGCCACAACACCAACUUUUGGUGGUGCUGGAUUCGGGCAGUCAGGUUUCGGGGAUCAGCAACAAGGAGGAGGAAGUAGAGUGACCGCAUAUGCAGUGACUAUCGAGCAAGAUAAUGGAAGUGGUGAACAACUUGAUGGGAAGUUAGAGUCGGUAUCAGCCAUGCCCGCAUGUAUUAAUAAGAGCCAUGAGGAGCUUAAGUGGGAGGACUAUCAGUUGAGUGACAAAGGUGAAUCAAAUCCUGCUGGUCAAUCUGCUGGUUGUAAUCUCUUUGGUGCAUCUUCUUCCAUCUGGACACCUGCAUUUGGUGGACUGUCCUCCACUGAAAUGUCGAAUCCAUGUUUCUCCACCAUUGCCUCCAAUUUGUUCUCUUCCAUGACAUCCAAUCCAUUUGCUCCAAAACCUGUGAGCUCGGGCUUUGGGUCAGGACCUGCUUCUUCACUCUUUCGUUCUAUGCCCUCAUUUGCAACUUCCGUGCUUGGAAGUCAGGCCACAACACCAACUCUUGGUGGCGCUGGAUUUGGGCAGCCAGGUUUCGGGGGUCAGCAACAUCGAGGAAGUAGAGUGGUCGCCUAUGCAGUGACUCUCGAGCAAGAUGAUGGAAGCGGUACACAACCAGCAGGGAAGUUCAAGUCCAUAUCGGCAAUGCCCGCAUAUUUUGAUAAGAGCCAUGAGGAGCUUAGGUGGGAGGACUAUCAGGAGCUCAAAGAGAUGCAUGCCUCGAAGUUGAAGUCGGAGUCUGAUGCUGAGUUGAGUAGGAUCAAAGCUCGUAUCCAAGCUCUUGAAUUAGAAUUAUCUAAUCUCAAGAUGGAGGAAGCUACUCAUAUUGCCUCUCGAGCCCCAUUGCUUCCCGAGUCAUCUUUUAAUCUCGAACCCAGAAAAUCCGAGCGUACAAGGAGAAUAAGCAAAACCAAAUGCAGGUGUAGAAGGCGCUAGCCCUCUUGGUUCGAUUGAGAGAGCAUAAGGUUUCUUGGGGCUAUGGUCAGGUGCUGACGUAGAAUUUCGAUCGAGUUUUUCGUUCCCUCACCAAUGACGAUGUUAACAUGGGACUAGGCUCAGGCGAAUGGUGGGGAUCCAAUGGUUUUGGUGAAGAAGACCCUGAGGAGGACCCUGAAGGAGAUUCCUGAUGAAGACUCCUGAGUCCUGACCCAGCACUCUCCAAGCCAAAGCGGCUUUGAACUAGACAGGGCUGAGCCUUUGGGUUGGACAAUGCGGGGUUUGUAUUAGUUGUUCAUAUUAGUUACUCGUUCCUAGUAAUGUGUACUGGACUAAGAAACCCGAUCAAUACUCGACUCAGCCCAAUGAUUAUCGCGGUUUACUUAGUGCCAGCUCUAGGAGAUGUGCUAUAGUUGUCCUUAUAUCCCUUAAGUAGCUAGUUGGACUUGGUUAGUGGAUGAAAAUCUACUCCAGUGUAAGGCCAUUCUGUUCGACAUGGUUCGGUUUCGCCGAUGAUCGUAAUGAAUGCUAAAUGACUCCGAAUUGUUAGUUGUUAUUAAA
Punica granatum (pomegranate) is the source of this 2470-nucleotide messenger RNA. Lineage: Eukaryota; Viridiplantae; Streptophyta; Magnoliopsida; Myrtales; Lythraceae. The record is from RefSeq and is a predicted model, not a curated record.